Messenger RNA from Phaethon lepturus (White-tailed tropicbird), 3770 nucleotides. RefSeq names its product ring finger and CCCH-type domains 1 (gene RC3H1). Lineage: Eukaryota; Metazoa; Chordata; Aves; Phaethontiformes; Phaethontidae. The coding region runs from base 1 to 3405 and encodes 1134 amino acids. The record is from RefSeq and is a predicted model, not a curated record. The transcript has 19 exons. Gene Ontology annotation, molecular function: metal ion binding.
AUGCCUGUACAAGCUCCACAAUGGACGGAUUUUCUCUCCUGCCCGAUUUGCACACAGACUUUCGACGAAACAAUCCGGAAGCCCAUCAGCUUGGGUUGUGGCCACACUGUCUGCAAGAUGUGCCUCAACAAGCUCCACCGUAAGGCAUGCCCUUUUGACCAGACCACUAUCAAUACAGACAUAGAGCUCCUACCUGUGAACUCAGCGUUGCUGCAACUAGUGGGUGCUCAGGUUCCUGAGCAGCAGCCAAUUACUUUAUGUAGUGGAGCUGAAGAUACCAAGCAUUAUGAAGAAGGCAAGAAAUGUGUGGAAGAAUUAGCGUUGUACCUCAAACCACUUAGCAGCGCGAGAGGUGUGGGUCUUAACAGUACUACGCAGAGCGUGCUAAGUCGUCCCAUGCAAAGGAAACUUGUGACAUUAGUUCACUGCCAGCUAGUGGAGGAAGAAGGGCGGAUCAGAGCCAUGCGUGCCGCACGGUCACUUGGUGAAAGAACAGUCACAGAGCUCAUUCUUCAGCAUCAAAAUCCUCAACAGCUCUCUUCCAACCUCUGGGCUGCGGUGAGAGCCAGAGGCUGCCAGUUCCUUGGACCGGCAAUGCAAGAGGAGGCUUUAAAGCUGGUGUUACUGGCUCUGGAAGAUGGAUCUGCUUUGUCACGAAAGGUCUUGGUUCUCUUUGUGGUUCAGAGACUGGAGCCGCGGUUUCCUCAGGCUUCCAAAACUAGCAUUGGACAUGUUGUCCAGCUUCUUUACAGAGCCUCGUGCUUCAAGGUGACAAAACGAGAUGAAGAUUCCUCCCUGAUGCAACUGAAGGAGGAAUUUCGGACUUACGAAGCUCUAAGAAGGGAACAUGAUUCUCAGAUAGUUCAAAUUGCUAUGGAAGCAGGUUUACGCAUUGCACCAGACCAGUGGUCCUCACUGUUAUACGGAGACCAGUCUCACAAAUCCCACAUGCAGUCUAUCAUUGACAAGUUGCAGACCCCAGCCUCGUUUGCACAGAGUGUUCAAGAAUUAACUAUUGCCCUUCAGAGGACUGGAGAUCCAGCUAACCUGAAUCGUCUUCGACCUCACCUAGAGCUCCUGGCAAAUAUUGAUCCUAGUCCAGAUGCUCCACCUCCGACAUGGGAACAACUGGAAAAUGGACUAGUUGCUGUGAGGACUGUGGUUCAUGGCUUAGUUGACUAUAUUCAGAAUCACAGCAAGAAAGGAACAGAUCAACAACAGCCUCCUCAGCACAGCAAGUACAAGACAUACAUGUGCAGAGACAUGAAGCAGAGAGGAGGAUGCCCCCGAGGGGCCAGCUGCACCUUUGCACAUUCACAGGAGGAGCUAGAAAAAUUCCGUAAAAUGAACAAACGUCUGGUUCCCAGAAGACCCCUGAGUGCCUCCCUGGGCCAACUAAAUGAGGUGGGCCUGCCUUCAGGAGCUAUCCUCUCGGAGGAAGGGGGAGUGGACUUGCCCAAUAGGAAAACUUCUGCUCUGCCAAAUGGAAUUGUGUCAACAGGCAGCACAGUGACGCAACUUAUUUCUCGAGGGACUGACUCCAGUUACGAAACUGCUCUGAAGCCAGGGAAGAUGGACCAUCUGAGUAGCAGUGCCCCUGGAUCCCCUCCUGACUUGCUGGAGCCUGUGCCCAAGAGCUCUAUUUCUGCCUUACCGGUGAACCCUCAUCCUGUGCCUGCUCGGGCACCGACGGAUCUGCCUUCAGUGUCUGUCACUAAGCAGUUGCAAAUGGUACCACGAGGGUCUCAGUUGUAUAACGCGCAGCAAGCAGAUAUGUUUUAUCAAGAUCCUAGAGGAGCUGCCCCACCAUUUGAGCCAGCACCCUACCAACAAGGAGUCUACUAUCCCACUCAGUCCAUGUCUCGCUUUGUCCGACCUCCUCCAUCAGCUCCAGAACCUGGUCCACCUUAUUUAGACCAUUACCCACCCUACCUUCAGGAUCGUGUGGUGAGCCCACAGUACACACAGCCGCAGCAGUACCCUCCUAUGGCACAACCCAUAUACCCACCACACUACGACAGCCGUCGUGUAUAUCCCCCUGUCCAGCCAUAUCAGCGAGAGGAGAUUGUCCGAGGAAGCCCUGUACCCAUUGAAAUUCCACAAGCAGCUGUACCUUCCUACGUACCUGAAUCCAGAGACAGAUACCAGCAAACAGAGGGUUAUUGCCCAGUGGCUCCACAUCUCAGUCAGAUCAGACCUUCGUGCCACAGGGAGCUUUGUAACGUAUUUCUGUCCUCAUUUCAGCCUCAUCCCAGCCUGGAUGAACUUCACCGGCGAAGGAAAGAGAUCAUGGCCCAGCUAGAAGAGAGGAAGGUGAUUUCUCCACCUCCUUUUGCACCAUCACCAACCUUGCCUCAUCCUUUUCAUUCAGAGGAGUACUUGGAUGAAGACCUGAAGGUAGCUGGGAAAUACAAAGGAAAUGACUAUAGCCAGUACUCUCCCUGGUCCUGUGACACCAUCGGCUCCUACAUUGGAACCAAAGAUGCAAAACCCAAAGAUGUUGUGGCAGCAAGGAGUGUGGAGAUGGCGAACGUAGAUAGUAAAACCAUGCGUGACCAGCGAUUAGACAUGCAGCGAAGAGCAGCAGAGACUGGUGAUGAUGACCUCAUUCCAUUUGGAGACCGACCAACUGUGUCGAGAUUUGGGGCGAUCUCUCGUACUUCCAAAGCGAUGUACCAGAAUUCGGGUCCCAUGCAGGCCAUGGCGGUUCAGGGAGCUACUACCAAAUCGAUCAUUUCAGACUACAAUCCUUAUGGAACUCACGGUGGCUGGGGAGGCUCUCCAUAUUCUCCUCAUCAAAAUAUACCUUCUCAGGGACGUUUCAAUGACAGGGAGAGACUGUCCAUGUCAGAUGUGGCUUGUCAUGGGAAACAAUUGCCCUCAGCGGAGCGAGAGCAGCAGCUGCGCAUGGAGCUGCAGCAAGUAGACCAUCAGAUUAGCCAGCAGACACAAAUGCGAGGCCUAGAGGCUGUUAGUAACAGGCUGCUGUUGCAGAGGGAGGCGACUACCCUGGCAGGCCAACCACAGCCCCCACCCCCACCUCCCAAGUGGCCUGGGAUGAUCUCAAGUGAACAGCUGAGCUUGGAGCUACACCAGGUGGAAAGGGAAAUUGGGAAGAGAACCCGUGAGCUGAGCAUGGAGAACCAGUCUUCACUGGAUAUAAAAAACAAACUGGGCACCACUAAACAGACAGAAAAUGGACAAUUAGAACCGCAAAGCAAGGUUCCAGCUGAGGACCUCGCACUGACAUUCAGUGAUGUUCCGAAUGGAUCAGCCUUGACACAAGAGAACAUUGGCCUCCUGUCAAACAAGACGGCAUCUCUCAGCCUGUCAGAGGACCCAGAGGGAGGAGGAGACAACCACGACUCCCAGAGAGCGGGAGUUACGCCCACGUCUGCUCCAUGAAGUGAGGCCAGCCUACCCCAGAGUUUCUUUUGCUGGGGUGUUGGUAGCUUCCAUCACGUUUUUUUCCAGGGGUGAUUGGAGAAACCCAGGAGCAACAGCAGUAGCAGAGCAGCAGGUCCAGAGGCAAUGUGCACAAACACAACUACUAGAAACAAAUCCUGCACAUAGUUCACAUUAACGCAUUUUUUAAUUAAAAAAAUGAAAAUUAGCAGUAUCUGCAAGCGAUUCAAAUUAAAUUUGUUUUUGUUCUGUGAAUGAACUUUAUUUUAAUAACUUUGGACGCCUUGGAUCCCAGGGCUUAAAAAAAAGAUAUUAUAUAUAUACUCUGUUUGAUUAAUUGUAUGAUCUUAAUGAAGUAGGUUUUU